AUGGUAUCAGGUCCAAUUGUCGUCAAUUACAUGGGCAACUUGAUGGUACUUGCUAGCAAAGAUGAUUUUGCGUUUCAAUCACCUCCUGGAUAUGUCUAUCGCUUUAUCAGAUAUCCAAAUUCUUUUCGUGCUACUCUUGCUCAAGUAUCAUCUGAUAUGUAUAACGCUCUUAUGGGCGCUCAUAAUUCUAUGGAUCGAAUUCAAUUGGCUAUUCAGCAGGUACCUACACACUCUAUAACUGCUUAA
Molecule: messenger RNA, 246 nt
Organism: Rotaria sordida
Lineage: Eukaryota; Metazoa; Rotifera; Eurotatoria; Philodinida; Philodinidae
Source: the annotation of a GenBank genome assembly